GUCUGUGCGGUUCUGCUAAAACAUUUUUGUGUGAUAUGUUUUAUAUGUUAAGGUUUGAUCUCAUUUUAGAGGUUUACUAUUGUUGUGUGAAUGAUUUUAUGCAACCGUGGAUUAAAACAAUCAGCUGAUGAUGAACGUCAAAUGGAAGAUACAUUAACAAAGGUCACAGACUUUGUAAAAUGGUUUGAGUUUGUUGUCAUGAAGACAAACAUAAUGAACAAAUGAAUGUACUUAGGACGGCCCAGAAUAAAAGGCUGAUUACACAGAGCGGGACUGAAGAGCUCUCAGACUGAACAGGAAAAAGGUUCCUGUAAACUGUGUCGUCACUCGCCGCUCUGUGGUUUCUGUGUUGUUUGGCCAUUAAAUGUGAUUACAUGAGGCAAAGCAGAAGGUCAGGCGGCUUAUUCCCUCGGCUAAUGAGGAAGAAAUAACCAUGCCCGAGGCGUUAGAAAAUCAGCAUAGGUGUGGUUAUAGCUGCCCCCACCCCCCUCGCGCGCGCGCUCUCUCUCUCUCUCUUUCUCCACAAUGGCACCGUGUGAGAACAAGGAGCUCACAGGUGUUGAGAGAGGAAAAACGUGUAUUGGAGCGCGCGACCUCGUUCUUUCGGCUUCGCAUGCAAAACAGAUGACUCCCCUUCAAAAUGGAGUCGUUUGAAUACAGUCGGGGAAACUUUACAGUGUGUGGACCGUGCAUGCAUUUAAAGAAUGGCCUUCACACUUCCAGACAGCGCUUUGUUCCUCGACUGUAUGCGUCUGUUGAGACAGUAGCAGGCGUUAUUCUAAUGGCGACCAAGUCUAUUAUCAUCAAUCACAGCACAAAGACACGCUUAUAAGCACACUGAACACACGGAACUUGUCGGGUCCUGAUCAGCGUUACACUCCUUUUUUAUUCAGUACAUUUGCGAAAUCAGAAGCGUCUCGUUGAUGUGUUUCAACUUGCGAUGCUGCAAAAAAAAAAAAAAAAAACGUUCAAUAUGUGUGCACGCGUGCGUUCACGUUUAAUGGGCCUUCUUCUCGCGCGAGCGUCGCCACAGCGAGGGGGUCCUCGCGAGGGUCCGUGGGAGACCAUCGGGCGCGCGCACGUUGCGCGCGCUGCCGUUUGGACUGUGUGAACGGGCAGGACGCCAGCGUCGUGCAGAAAAACAACAUUUACCGUUAGCGAUGACUCUUGUGUAGUUUUGCAACGUUCACUAAUCAGGUAUAUCGAGUUCUGCAGCUUAACAGUUUACAAUUAACGGUGACAAAAAAACGUUUCCCACGAAUAGUUGUCAUGCAGGUUGAUGUCAUGGAUCAAAACAAGCGGUCAGCCUCAUCUCCGAAGCGAAGACCGAUACAGACACGUCGCUAACGACCGGGUGCGCGCCCCCACCGUGUAUCCAGUCAAGCGCAAGCGCGUCCACGAGAGAGGCCUCACACUGGAGGAAAGGCGAGAGCGGGCGUUGAGCAGAAGCGUGGGUAAAGCCGCCCACAGAGCGGCACCAGCCGCGGCUGCCGCCCCACAGAGCCCCUCGUCCUCAUGGAGUCCCACCCCCAGCCCCACCAGCCCCCUGCCCGCCCACGUGUACUACGCCCCCAUCAUGGACCAGCCAAUCGCCCUCAUCAAGAAGCCGAGGAAGGACCCCGGCGGCACGGAGGAAAAGGCCAAAAGCGCCGCAGCCAGUCACAUUCAGGUGCGUCCGUCUGUGAUCACCUGCGUCUCGUCGUCGGGGAGCCCCUCCUGCCGAUCCGAGGUGCACGGAGGCCCCGCGUCAGCGGCCUCCUCCGGCGGCGGCGGCGGCGGCGGCUACGACCACGUGGUGGAGGAGCACUUCCAGCGGAGCCUCGGCGCCGACUACCCCAAGGCCCGCGCCCAGCAGCGGCUCUCCAUCAGCGUGUCGGUGGACGACCACUUCGCCAAGGCGCUGGGGGAGACGUGGCUGCAGAUCAAGUCCAAGUCGUCCUCCUGCUCGUCCACGCCCCCCAGCAGCCCCAGCGUCACCCACUCCCCCACCUACAGCCGCAGCCCCCGCCGCUCCCACAAGGAGCCCGGCGGCGGCUCGUCGUCGGCCUGCGGCCACUGGCCCGUCACCAAGACCUGAGACGACCCGGGGCCCAGGAUGACUUUACGUUUCACGUCAUGCAGCUCUGCCGGGAUGGAGCCGCCGGGGGCCCGUGGGGAGAGAGCGAGCCGAGAGCUGCAGGAUGGGAGUCGCCGUGGAAACGCACGGAUGCAGGAGAAUGUAGCGUUUAGGGCCACUCUGUUACAUUUCUAUCCUCUGUUGGUCGAUAGCAUUUAUUUACCUGAGCUGGUGAUGUGGGACGAUUUAAUCAGUCAAUUAAUAAUCCUUUACAUUUCCUUGAUUCUGUGUCAUUUGAAUUCAUUGUAUUAUAUUUAUGUUCUGAUACAGUUGUGACCCUUGCAGGCUGAAUGGCGCGUCCUUAAGCUGUACUAUACUGUGCUUUUGCUGUACAGAGAAUAAAAAAAAGGUCAAAUCUGUCAA
Molecule: messenger RNA, 2479 nt
Organism: Betta splendens (Siamese fighting fish)
Lineage: Eukaryota; Metazoa; Chordata; Actinopteri; Anabantiformes; Osphronemidae
Gene: vgll4l
Product: vestigial like 4 like
Exons: 5
Coding region: 1280-2077 (265 amino acids)
Biological process (GO): negative regulation of DNA-templated transcription
Molecular function (GO): transcription coactivator binding
Source: RefSeq, a predicted model, not a curated record